Messenger RNA from Rhineura floridana, 1356 nucleotides. It is a transcript of the gene SNX3, whose product is annotated as sorting nexin 3. Gene Ontology annotation, molecular function: phosphatidylinositol-3-phosphate binding. The transcript has 4 exons. The record is from RefSeq and is a predicted model, not a curated record. Bases 289 to 777 code for a protein of 162 amino acids. Gene Ontology annotation, cellular component: retromer complex; early endosome membrane. NCBI's taxonomy places the organism in Eukaryota, Metazoa, Chordata, Lepidosauria, Squamata, Rhineuridae. Gene Ontology annotation, biological process: late endosome to Golgi transport; endocytic recycling.
ACAGGAAGACUACAAGCCCCGUGGUGCUUUGCGCCUUGUAGGGCUCGCUCCCUCCGGGUGCGGGCGGCGGCUGGGCCGGAGCGUGUCGCGGGGGCGUCACGUCGGCUGGUUGCCUGUGAAUAAGAAGGCGAGAAGGGGACUACGGUUGGGCUGCCUUGUUGUAACGCCCGAGCGACCUGUCAGCCUUCUCUUCCGGUUUCAACAACCCUCCACCCCCGGUAUCUCCUGUGUCUCUGCGAUUCUCCGACUGAUAGCGACUGCACAGGCGCAAGUGGGAGGGCGGGGGAAAUGGCUGAGACCAUCGCGGACACCAGGCGCCUGAUCACGAAACCGCAGAACCUCAAUGACGCUUACGGGCCCCCAAGCAAUUUCCUUGAGAUCGAUGUCGCCAACCCUCAGACGGUGGGGGUUGGUAGGGGCCGCUUCACCACCUACGAGGUUAGGGUCAAGACAAACCUCCCUAUUUUCAAACUGAAGGAGUCGUGUGUCAGGAGAAGAUACAGUGACUUUGAAUGGCUUCGAAGUGAACUAGAAAGAGAGAGUAAGGUUGUAGUACCUCCGUUACCUGGAAAAGCUUUUUUCCGCCAGCUGCCUUUUAGAGGAGAUGAUGGGAUAUUUGAUGACUCUUUUAUAGAGGAAAGGAAGCAAGGGCUUGAACAAUUCAUAAACAAAGUUGCAGGCCACCCUUUGGCGCAGAAUGAACGCUGCCUUCAUAUGUUCUUGCAAGAUGAAGUAAUAGACAAGAGCUACACACCAUCCAAAAUAAGACAUGCUUGAAUGUUGCACAUCACUUUAACUGGCAUAAAUGUUAGUCGUGACAUACUUGGUCUAAGAUUUGUAGUUUAAGGUUUUUAGCAUGCUGCAGACAAACUGGCACAAGAAGCCUUCGGUAUAUUAACAGCACUGCUUGGUCCUUUGCAUUCAUUUUUAUGGCAUUAAAGAACUCUAGGUAAACCUGCUGUCAGACUGUUGAUUAAAUGGUUUUUUAAAAUCUCAAUAUUUUGAAACUCUUCCCUUCUUGCAAUGACCUUGUGGUGGUUACUGACUUGGCCUUACUUGAACUUGCACUGUUUCUGGUGUUGCACGUUCACUUUUAUUUCAUUAAAACACUAGAAUGUUUCUGUACAAUAACUAGCAUUCAAUUCUGCAGUUUGGUGACUAACCUGGUGCAUUGUGUUCAAUACCCCCAUGUGUAAAAUAAGCACUUCUGUAGUUGUAUUCUUAGGCUGGGGAGGGGGGGUGUUUGUACUGAGAAGCAAUGAGGGAACUUAUCUUUAUAUUGUGUAAAAAGGAAUCAGAUUUGUAUACUAAGAUCAUUUGUCUAAAAGUUGUUUUGAAAUAAAAAGUAAAAAUACA